Stylonychia lemnae is the source of this 5469-nucleotide messenger RNA. The record is from the annotation of a GenBank genome assembly. NCBI's taxonomy places the organism in Eukaryota, Ciliophora, Spirotrichea, Sporadotrichida, Oxytrichidae.
AUGGGUGCGGGAAAUACAAAAAAUAAACCUAAUAUAAAACUAAACAUUCCAGGUUUGAAUUAGAUAUAGCAACAACCAGCUCCUUCAGGCAAAAGCUAGACAGAUAAUUUCUUUAAGUCUACAAAGGUGAAAGAUCCUGCUCUUUAAGGAUAAACCGCUUCAUUACAGUAAUCUUAAGAGGAUAAUGACGAGGAUGUCAAUCAAACUCAUAACCUCAAUGGUACUGGGAAUAAUGCAACUCAGUCUAGAGAAUAAGUUCGUACUCAAACAUACAGAUCUAAGAAAAGCAAAAAAUAAUAGCCAGAUAACGAGGCUUUAUUACUAGAAAAUAAGCUGAACAAGCAGGGUUAAUAUGAUAAACUAAUAAAUUUUCAAAUAGAUGGACUUGAUAAGUAGCUGAUUGAAUUGUAUUAAGAUAUUAUGGAGGAUCCAAUAAUGGAUGAUUACUUAAGAGUAGAGAGAUUCUUUUAGGAUGAAGUUGAUGAAGAAGAUUAAAAACUAGAGUAUAAAUACGCAAAUGAAAAAGUAAAUCCUCUAAGAUGGGAUAGUCAGACAGUAGUUCAUGAGAUUUUUAGAGUGAUAUAGGACAUUACUUAGUAUAAUAUGGGUAAUACUUAAAAGGGAGAAAUUGUCAGACUAAGUGAACUAAAUCCUUUACACAAUAGCCUGGGAAGUAAUAAACCUACUAGUGAACUACUAGGAAAUUAAAUUGCCUUGAAGAUAAAUGUACCGGUACAGUUUUAUAAUGACAAAGCAGGAGCGAUACACGAUAUAAAUAACAGAGAAGGAUUCACCCAUGAAAGACUAUAUGAUUAAAAUCUUAAUAAAAAUCUUUCAGAUCCUCCUGUUAUUCGAGCUAUUGGGAAAAGCAAGCUUGUUCUUAGUGUUAGAGUAGAAUUUAGAAAGCUAUUGAGAACUGCAAUAUGCAAAGUGCCAGUAAGUGAAUAUGUUGAUGGAAAUGUAUUCCUUUCAUAAAUGCAAGUCUGGUCAACUUUACCUUAUCAUAAAAGAAUUAUUAGACCUAUUUGCUUUGCCUAACUCAAUGAAAAAACACCAUUAGUAUUUAUAGAAGACAUGGCUUUUGUUCAGAACCUUGAAUAGGUGAUUUCAAAUAGAUCAUUCUACAGAGGCUACUAGUACAGAUAUGAAAUCUCACAUAAAAUUCUAAACUGUGCCAUUCAAAUAGCUGAGGCAAUGGAUCAUGCACAUUCAAAUGGAAUCUUGCAUCUAAAUUUGCAUGUGGGUAAUAUCAUGGUUGCUAGAUGUUCUGAAAAGGAUGAACAGUAUGGAUUCUUCGUCACUGAUUUUGGAGAACCUCUCAUGCUUUAGGAUGAAACAUUCUGGACUGAAAAUCAUGAAAAAAUAUUUUCAAGAAUGCUGAAAUUCUAGUAACUUAAAAUUUUUAUUAAUCCACUUAUUAGCCCACCUCAUAUAUUAAGCCUUAUAAAAUCAGCUGCUUCUACCAAGAAAAUUGAAGAUAGGAGAGAAAUUUUAAGGAGGAUUAAAUAAAAUUAGAGUGUCUUAGUUGACGUUUAUUGCUUUGGAGUAAUUUUGUUAUUCAUGCUAACAGGAGGUUAUGAAUGGCAAUCUACUAUUGAGCUUUAGGCUACUUUUGAACUGAAGAUGUAAAAGGCAGAGCUCAUAGUUGAUCUUUAGAACUUAGCUAUAUUCAAAGCAAUACUUAAGAGAUGCUUCUUAAUUUAGAAAAAUGAUAAACCGUUUGAAAAGAUUUCAGAUAUUUUGUUAAAUUUGCACACUGCUCGAGCUAAUGUUGAGAAAAUACUAAGAGAUAAUAAUGUGGAUUUUUAUUCAUAUGAAAAUAAUUCCAAACCUCUUUAUGAGUAUCCAGCUGGUAAAAGAAAGGAGGAAUUGCUAAUUAAAGACUACCAAGAUUAUUCUUUCGAUGACUUUUCUUAGCAGGAACAAGAAAUAUUUUAACUGAACAAUAAGAAGUAAGGUGGAUUGAUAGUAGGAAAGGAAAUGAGGACAAAAGAAUAUCAAGGAAGUGAUCCAGAUAUCAUUCUUGCUCAAUAGGAAUAGAAAAUUAAAGAUAACGAUGAGAAUGCUAUGGUCAAAAAGCUCUACCAGGAAGAUGAUGUGGAUCUAAUAACUUUGAAUAAUUAGGCAGUUCUAGCCUAUCUUAAAUCAAACUACCAAUAAUGUGUUGAUAUGAUUAGUAAGAUCUAUGACAUAGUUGAAACGAAUCCAAUCUCAUACUUCAAUUAUCUGUUACUCUGCUGGGAAGCGGGGAUAUACAGUGAUUUGAUGGUAUUUCAAGAAAUAAAUAGAAUUGCCUAAUUGUCUAGAAGGAAAAAUUUCAGUUCACUUAUGUAUGCUCUAGUUUACGAGGCGCAAAAUAAUUGGCUUCCAGCUAGGGUAAAUUACGAAAUAGCUCUAGCCAAUGCAAGUGAUAGCAGUAUCAUCGAGAUAAAAAGAAGGGUUUCAAGGUGUAGAGAGUUUCAUGAUAAGUAUGCAGAGUAAUUUCUUUUUGGACAUCUUGAAAUGAGUGAUGUUUAGGAUUUAGUAGUGUCAUUUAAUGGAAAACUAGCAGUAAGUUUCCAGAAGACUUCGAGAAUAAUCGUGUGGAAUCUGUAGCAUUAGAAGAUUCUCAAAGAAAUAGAAGAUAAGAAUGCUACUUGCAUGGAUGCAAAUGCAAGACUAGAUAGAAUAGUGGUGGGUCUAAGAAAUGGAUUGAUUGUUAUGUUUAAUUUGGCCUAUGAAGAUAAUAACUUUGUCGCUAAUGUCGAAGAGAUUGAAUUAGGUGUAAGAAAUAUUAUAUUAAAAUUAUAGUUUCACACAAGCAUGAUUCUUGUAAUAAGAAUAUCUAAGGACGGGUACUUUGGAAUGAGUGGAGGACUUGAUAACUAUGUUGCACUCUGGAACUGUUAAAAGAAAUUACUUUUGUCAAAAAUUGAAAUCCCUAAUCAAUAUCUUAAAUCAGCUUGUAUUAAUAUGAACGGUGAAGAGCUUAUGUUUUCAACAAAUUCAAAUUUCUCUGUACAAGUGUAUCAUCACUAUUCAAACAAAAAGUAGGUCCAACUAGUCUUCUAGCUAAAUGUAAAAAUUAAACUUAAUGAUUAUCAGAAACAUAAAUGUUAAGUCACAAGUUGUGAAAUAUCCUACGAUGGAAUGCUUGGGAUCACUGGUGGAAUGGACAGAAUUAUAUUUAUUUGGGAUUUAGUUACAGGAGAUUGCAUUAGAGAGAUUCAAGUUCCAUCCUUUAUAGUCAAGUUGUCUUUGACUCCGAUGGGUAAAUUCUUGGCUGCUAAUUUGCUUGAUGGCUCAAUUUUACUGUAUGAGACCUUGACUGCCAUUACUUGGAGGACUGAAAAGCUAUAUGGUAAACAUUCAGGAAUUAGUUUGGUUGUUAGUAACUUUGUCUUUGAAGCAGCUAAAGAAGGACUCGAACAUAAGCUCAUAAAUUUGCUAGAAAGAUAGAAAACUAAACUUUAAGAUGAAUAUGUGGAAGCGAGAGGAGGAAAUGAAUCUUCAAAAGUGCAAUCAUCGAAGUAAAAUUCUAAAGGAACCUCGAAAAUUUAAGUGACCUUGAAAUCUAGGAUAACAAGUAUGCAAGGUUCAAAGCAAAGAUCACAACAAGAAAUGCCAACAGUAUAAGAAGUAGAUCCUGAUCAAGAGAGUGAUUUUAAGAGGACGAGAUAAACUCAAUUAGAAGGUGGAGGUGGAUUUCUUCAUUAGGAUUAAGACUUUCAGAUUCCAGAAGAAGAUCCAAAUCAACAUAACUUAAACUAAGAUGAGGAGUUGAUGCUCCAAGAUUUAUUCUUUGAGAAUGCUGUGUUCAAAUAUUUCUACUUUCAAACUGAGGAAUUCACAAAGCAACUUAAUGCAUAAGAUGUUUAUCAGGAACUUUAGGCUUUGAAUUUUGACAGAGCCAAGGAUAAGACUUAGCAGAAUAUCUACUUACUUAAGAGUUCGCUGGAAUAGAUUAAAGCUUACCAAAAUCUAGGCUAGCAAGAGAGAUCAUUUCAAAAUUUCCAAAUACUUGAUGAUAGGAGGUUCAAAUUCGAUUUGAAUUUGUAUAGAUAACCUAAAUAAGAGCUGAACUUAAUAAAGAACUAUGAUACUUGCAGAUUGCUGCUAUUGGCUUGUGAAACUAGAGCUGGUGAUAAUUAUGAGAUUAAUAAUCAUGGCUAGGUUGUGGGAUUAAGAGUUUAGUAAACUAAUUUACCCUUCAUAGGGAUGGGUCCUUGCCAAUUCAUUACCAAUAUGGACUUAACUAAAAAUAUUCAAAUAAAGAUAAAAUCAAAGGCAAAGCAGAUGAGAGAAGCCACAAUAAAUUCAUACAAUUAAAAAAGUUUAGAGUAGGCAAAAUAUUAUUUACAGAGAUUAAGGGAAGUAUAGCCAUUAUUUAUGAAUCCAAGCGUAGUUAAUAUUUGGGCUGAAAUGUAAACAGGCUCAUAUAAGAAGGGCAAAAUACAUAAUAUUUUUAAGAUGGCUGUCUUACCAUUAGAAAAGCUACACAAUGAUAUGAUUGAACACAUCAAAUUUACCAGAAAUGAAAAGAAUCUGAUGAUAAUGAGUCAGGAUUUUAAGGUAUCAAUCUGGGAAGUAGGCUCAUUUAAAUGCUUAAGAUUUUUCAGAGCCUAUCAUGAUUCGCAUGCAUAAUACUACAUGAGAACUAUAGUUGAAGAAUAAAUUAUUGAAGAAUUCGAUGUUUCAGUGCUGGUUCUAAAUGAUUCAAUGACUCAACUAGUCUUUGGACUUUAUAACGGGGCACUCUAAUUUUGGGAUCUGGCCUAGAAAGAUAAGGAGUCGCUUAUUCUUGAGAUCCCUUCUCAUUUAGCAGAAGUAACUGCUCUAGUAUUUAAUUCUAAUCAAACCAUAUUGGUGAGUGCAGGUGCUGAUUACUUGAUAAAUGUAUGGAGUGCCACAACCAGAAAUCUUUUAUUUGAAAUUAGAGAACAUUUAGGAGCAAUAAAUUACCUUAGUUUUGUAGAAGAUUAAGAUGAAGAAGGAAAUGUAGAGGAGCAGAUUGUAUCAAUAGAUGUAGAAGGCUACUUGAUAUAUGUAUCUCUUGAGGGAUACAUUGAAAAGAAAUUCAGUGUAGAGAGAUCCUCUAACCAUGCAGUAGAGGGAAUGGAUAUUGUGUACAGUUCAUACAUUAUUGAUAGAGAGUUAUUCUUGGUAAGGAGAAACCUAAAUACAAAUUUCUUUGAGUUCUAAAAGAUCAAAGCUGGAGUAGAGCCAUACUAUGCAGCCUAUGAUUGCAAUACUUUUCCAACUGUGAUCAAGAAUAAAGUAGAUAAGAAAAAAGGUAUAUUUCUUAAAUCUAAAUUUAUGUAGUCUGCGAUUUCAUCUAAGUAAAUACGAGAGGAGAAUUCGUAUGUGUGGCAAUAAAGAAAGAUAAUUAGAUCAGCUUUAGAAACAGCGGAACUUUAAUCUAAGAAAAAAGGCUAGAAUUAAAGGAAUAAUUGCAUAUAGUAACAUGUGGAUCUCUGGUACCAUAUAUGA